UGCUCUUACUUCCUGCCUAGAUAUUUGAGACAAGUCGACAGCGAUUCAUAUCGCGUCUUGUUUGUGCUGCGUACCGCAACAGCUCUGCGGGUUCGAAUGCCGACCAUGAGCACUCUUUUAUGGACCAAGUGUUGGCUGCUGCUGGUGGCCUUCUCCUGGGGCCACCUGCCCCCCUCCCGGGGCCACUUGCCCCCCCACGACCAGGUGGCUCGGGUCGCCCGCUUCAUCGCCCACCGGUGCGACUGGACUUCCAUGGCCACCAUUAGCAGCCACAAGCCGGUGGUGGGGCAGCCCUUCUCCAACGUGUUCUCGGUGAGCGACGGGCCGUGGGGCUCCGGCUCCGGCUCCGGCGUACCGUACAUGUACUUGACUCGCAUGGAGAUCUCCGUCCAGGACCUGGAGGUGAGUCCUCAGGCAUCUCUGUCCAUGUCUCUGGCUCAGACCGGUUACUGUCGCCAGCAUGGCCUCGACCCCCAGAGUCCUCUCUGUGCUCACAUCAUCCUGUCGGGAUCUGUGCUGGAGGUCAACGGCACGGAGGCAGAGUUUGCGAAGAAGGCGCUCUUCAGUCGUCACCCCGAGAUGAUGGAUUGGCCCUCGGACCACAACUGGUUCUUUGCCAAGUUCAACAUCACACAAGUGUGGGUGUUGGAUUAUUUUGGCGGGGUGAAGACGGUCAGUCCAGAUGAGUACUUCCAAGCUUCCCCAAACAGGAAGCACCACUGAUUGUCACUCUAUGCUCGGUGUGGCGUUUUUGUGCUGUGGGUCAUGUGGUGAUUUCUAUGGAAAUGUAUCACUAAUUAUUUUUAAUUGAUUGGCUUCUGUUUGUGUGAGCGAAUAUAAAAAGCAGUUUCCGUUUUAGGGUGGAAAUUGUCUCAUUUGAAAUGAAAUUUGGUCUAAUAGUUAAAUUUACCGGCUUUCAUUUUGCUUAGUUUUUUUCUUCAUAUAGUGUUAAUGAUAUAUAUUUUUAAAUAGUAAUAUAAUAUAAUAAUAUAAUAUAUUGUUUGUAAAUAAACUUUCCAUCCCAGAAUGCCUCUGUCUCUUCUGUAGUAUUAGUGAUGGCUAAUAUUGUGAUGCCACACACAAAUACCAGUUAUGGGUAAUCAUGUUGUAUGUCCAUUGGGAAGUCGUCACGCUAACAUAUACACGUAACAAACAUGUAAACUCGACACUUGUUUUUGCUCACAUCCUUUGUGAACUGAAGUCAAAGAUGUAAAACUUUAUAUACACGAUUGACAAAUCUAAAACACUUCUCAGGGACGCUACCAAAAGUUGCUAUAAUCAGUUCUGAACCAGUUCAGAAUUGAAAUGGUGAACUAUUAUGGUGAUAUUUGUACUGGGUGACCUGAUCUUUCAACUACUUCAUGACAACUAUGAACUUACACAAUACUGCAUUUCACAAUGCAUCUAUACCGUAACUGCAAGGCCAAGGUGAAGGUGUAUUUAUUUCCUGUUUCUGUGCAUUAUAACAAUAAAACACCAAGUGUUCCAUUGA
Doryrhamphus excisus (bluestripe pipefish) is the source of this 1492-nucleotide messenger RNA. RefSeq names its product cellular repressor of E1A-stimulated genes 1 (gene creg1). Lineage: Eukaryota; Metazoa; Chordata; Actinopteri; Syngnathiformes; Syngnathidae. The record is from RefSeq and is a predicted model, not a curated record.